Messenger RNA from Dictyostelium discoideum AX4, 927 nucleotides. RefSeq lists its product as hypothetical. NCBI's taxonomy places the organism in Eukaryota, Evosea, Eumycetozoa, Dictyosteliales, Dictyosteliaceae. The transcript has a single exon. Gene Ontology annotation, cellular component: extracellular region. Bases 1 to 927 code for a protein of 308 amino acids. The record is from RefSeq and is a predicted model, not a curated record.
AUGAAAUUAUUAUUAAUUUUAAUUUUAAUAAUAAAUAAUUAUAAUUUAUGUUUAUCAUAUGAAUGUAAUUCAAAUAGAACAUAUGGAUUAAAAGGAUCAUCAUGUGAAAUAAAUGCAGAUUGUUUAUUCCCAGAAGUAUGCUUUAAUUCUGUUUGUUCAAAAAUUCGUACAACUGGUGAAAGUUGUACAAAGAAAACAGAUUGUACAUUAACUUAUGACUUUGGAGAUUGUGUUAAUGGUAAAUGUGAAAUUAUUAUUGCAACUGGUGAUCGUUGUAAUCCAAAAGUAACCUCACAAAAGUGUUCAUCAUCGAGUGAAUGUAAAAAUGGAAUUUGUCAAUUAAUAUCAGCUUGUAAUAGUUACAAUUGCCCAUUGAAUCAAUAUUGUGAUGAUAAAACCAAACAAUGUAAACCAAUUCCAAAUGAUAUUAAUUCCAUAGUUUGUAAAGCUAAUUCCCAAUGUCCAACAAGUCAUAUUUGUACAUCAUCCAAUAAAUGUAUAAUAAAAUAUUCUUCAAAAGUUGGUGAAAAAUGUACCGAUUCUCCAUUACAAUGCAGGGUUUUCAAUGGUGAAAUAUGUAAUCAAGAAACUCAAAAAUGUAUUAAAAAUGAUCAAUAUUUUAAACAAUGUGAAGAUGAAUCAACAUGUAAUGGUGGUCUCUGUGUUUGUUUAGAUGAUGUUAAUAGCAAAUCAGUAUGUGUAGGUCCAAAUGGUGAAUUAAAUAAUGAAAAAUGUGUAAACCUUGAACAAAAACUUGAACAAUGUCUUAUAAAUGAAAAAUGUAAUACAUUAUCACCAAUAACUUGUAAAUGUUUUAAACAAUUUGAAUGUUUCCAAUAUGAAUGUAAUUCAGUUGAAAGAUUUUAUAAUUAUAAAUCAAAUUAUUAUCAAUCUUUAAAUUGUUCUAGAUUUUUAACAAAACCUUAA